CAAAGAACUGUAAUUAUAUUAGAGAAGCUGCAGGGGCUUUAAACAGUUCUUUCUAGUUCCUUUGCUUUUUGCUGCCUUUCCCUGCUCUGCUGUCCCCUUUGGAUCUGGGAAUUUUUAUUUUUAUUUAUAGGGUGUGUGGUUCUCGUGCUGAAGAUGCACUGUGAGGCAUGGCUAUUUUUGUUAGAAGCUGAUACUUUAGUCUGAGCUGCAGGCAUUGCCUUGGGAAAGGCUUAGAUUGUUCUGGGGGGCCAGGACUCUACAGAGAAGACAAGUUCAGAGAGGCACCAAAAGAAGAAACAGAAUAGGAAAAGAGGAGGACCUCCCACCUUUUAUUUCUGCAUUUCCUGAUAGAGUCAGUGACCCAGAAGUAUUAUCUAAGCUGCUGGUAUAACUUGACCUGUUUAGAAUAUCUCUUACGAUCGCUGCUAUGGCUGAGAUUACAACAGAAGGACAUAUGUCAACCACCACCACAGUGAUGGACAACAACAAUGGAUCAGUUCUCACGCCACCAGUGAAAGUGGGAAAGAAGUCAGUUACAGAGGACAUAAUGACAACAUUCAGCUCGCCAGCAGCAUGGCUUCUUGUUGUUGCUCUGAUUGUUACCUGGUCAGCAGUAGCUAUUAUAAUGUUUGACCUGGUGGAUUACAAAACCUUUGCAGGAAGCUCUGUUAACAAGCUCAGCAAGGAGCCACUGAGAAUCAUACAUCAGACCAUGGAAGAAUCCACUGAUUGGCUUUAUGGUUUUAUUUCUUUACUGUCUGACAUCGUAUCAACUGAUGAUGAUGACAGUGAUGAAGGUGAAGUGGAACCUCCGUUGAAAAAAAAAGUUGAAAUUCAUCCUGUGACCAAAAAAAAAGAAAUUCAUAAAGGCAAGCCUGAUAGACAAGAAAAACUUGAAAAAACAGCACCAAAAGUAAUUCACAAAGAGAAACCUGAAAAACAAGAAAAGAUUGAACGGAAAGAACAACCAAAAGUGAUGUACAAAGACAAAUCUGAAAGACCAGAAAAACCUGAAAAGAAAGAAAAACCCAUAGUUGCUCACAAAACCAAACCUGAAAAACAGGAGAAAGCUGAAAAAGCACCUCCAAAAGUAAUUCAAAAAGACAAACCUGAAAGAGAGGAAAAAGUUGAAAAGAAAGCUCCUCCUAAAGAAGAGAAGAAAGCGAAGAGCACCAAAGUUGAAGAAAAAGUUAAAAAGGAAGUGAAAGAUGGAAAAGCUGAAUCAAAGACAGCUGAAAAAGGCAAGCAGACAGAAGCAAAAGUAGAGGACAUUGGGUUAAUAAAGGCCAAACCAAAAGUGAAGGAGGAGAAAGCAGUGAAGGCUGAAACAAAAUCAGAAAAGAAAGCCUGCAUAAUCUUUAUUUUUUUUUGGAAAACACAUAAUUACAUCACAGAAGUUGUCAAAGCUGCUCGCUUUGAUCAAUAUGCGUUCUGUCGCUAUGUGAUUGACAUGUUUGCGCAAGGGGAUUUUUAUACAGGACAAAAGGAAACAGUGCCUCCUCAUCUACUUGUAGAACAAAAUCCAAGGAAGAAGCCUGCAGCACUAGCUAUUGAAGAAGAAAAGCCUCUUGCGAUAGCUAAGGAAGUGAAAAGAACAGAAGAGGAAAAGAGGAUAACCCAAGAGAAGAGAGCUGUUUCUGAAACUAAAAAGAAAGAAAAAGAAGAGGAAAAAAAGAAAUCCCCUGAGAAGACUGUCCCUGAAAUAAAAAAAGCAGAGUCAGUGAAAGAAAAGCCUUCACUUCCACCUAUAAAGAAAGAAGAGACAGCAAAAGCUCCUGCAGUCAAACCAGCCACUAUAAAAGUAGCAGCACCAGUUUCCAAGACACCAGCAGCAGCUAAAACAGCAGAAGAAUCACCCCCCAAGAAGGAAAAGCUGGUGGAAACUGCCAAACCACUGAAGAAGGAAAUACCUGCAGUAGCUCUAAAAGUACCUGUAUCUGUGGAAAGUCAUAAGGUAAAAGAAACCGGACAAGCCAAAGAGCAAGUCGUUGCGGUUUCAGCUAAGAAAGCAGUACCUGAAAAGAAGGAAGAAAAAACAGCGAAGGCUGUGGAGCAAGAUAAACCACAGCCGAAAGAAACAAAACCUGUAAAAGAGAAAGAAGUGAAACCUCCAGCUGCAACAAAGGAUAAAGAGCAUGUCAAAGAAAAGGAAGUAAAGCAUCCUGCAGCUUUAAAAGAUAAAGAGCAUGUAAAAGAAAAAACUGUGAAGACUCCAGAAGUUCCAAAGGACAAAGAGCCUGUUAAAAGAAAAGAAGUGAAGCCUCCAGCAGCCUUAAAGGAAAAGGAGCCUACAAAAGAAAAAGAAGUGAAGCCUCCAGUUCUUGUCAAAGAAAGAGGGGCCACAAGAAAACAAGCAGUGAAGCCUCCAGUUGUCGUCAAAGAAAAAGACAUGAAGAAUGGCAUUUUUUCCCCUAUUUCAGCUCCAGUGAAAAGUGAAGGUGAGAAGAAAGAACCUGAAGUCAAAAAAGAAGAAAAGCCAGCAAAACCAGUGAUUUUAGAAGCCAAAAAGGUGAAAGAUGCUAAAGUAGUCCUUCAUCCUGCUGCUGAAGGCAAAAAAGUCGAGGCCAAACUAUCAACUACAGUAGUGAAACCUCAUGAACACAAGCAUGAAUCUAUUAAACAAGAAAAAGCUGUUUCCCAUGCCAAACCAGAGGAAAAAAUCAAACAAGAAAAGACAGCUCCCACUGAAAAAUCAGUCAAGUCAAAGCCAGCAAAGAAUGAAGCUGUCAGACACGAAAAAGAAGUUCCACAAACAAAAUCAGCCAGAUCAAAAGUAACUGCAAAACCAGCAUCUGAAAUGACAGUAGCAGCCAAGAAAAAAACAGAAAAGGCUGCAAAGGAAAGAGAAGCAAAAACAGAGAAGAAACAUCCCAAAGAGGGAAAAGCCAAAGCAGUGCCAACAGUAAAAGAAAUUCUAAGACAGCACAACCUGACAACAGAGAAGAUUUCUAAAGCUGCAAAAACAGCAAAAGAAUAUGCAGAAAUAAUUGCCAUUAAAAAAGACAAAGCUCCAGUCCGCUUCUUCCAAUGUGUCUUCCUAGAUGGAUACAAUGGAUAUGGAUUACAAUUCCCCAUUACUCCAGCUCCCAGCCAUGAAAAGAGACCUGGUCAUUCAAAGACUUCAGGGCGGAAGUCAAAGACACCAGGACAGUAGAGAGACAUAUUAUCUGUGUAUUUUUGAGACUUGGCACUUUAUCCCUUCUACUGAGGUCCACAGUAACUACAGUGGUACUUGUUACUGUAGAAAUGUGAUCCAGUAGAUCUCAUGCACCUGGAAACGUUUUUUACUGUCUGGUGCUGAGGGAAAAGAGGUGGUGGAUGAACACUGUUCAUCCAAACAAUACUAAUAUUGUUCUUGAGGAAAGGCUGUGGUGUUGAAAUAGUGUUUGUCAGAUUGUGCAGUUUGUUUGUGCAUGUGCAUUUUCCUGCCUCUUCUGCUCUUCUUAUUUUCCCCCUACCUGUUCUGAAUUCAAGUACGUCUAUUUUCCAUGUAGUAAUUUUUAAAGAGCAAAAAAUAUAAAUGCAAGGAUUAUUUCAAUAAGAUUAUUUUGCAAGAUUACCUGGAAUCCUAAAUCAUAUCCUGUCAAUGUUCAAUCAGAUCUCUGAUAUGGAAAAAACCUCAGUAAAUCUGAAAAUGUGCUCCAUGACUGGUGCUAUUUUUAUGUAUAAUUGACCAGUUUAGAAUGAAGCUCACAUCUUACCUUUAAGCUGCUCAGUAUGCUAUAGAAAGGUUCACUAUCCAAACAGUUAAUGAUGAGUAUUUACAUUUAAGUUGAAGGCAAGCAAUAAAAUCUUGCUAUAUUUGCCCCUUAAGUAUAUGUAAAAUCAUAACACCUCAUUUUCCCUUUCAUUUUGAGAUCUGGGGAAGUGAGCCAAGGGGGGCCUGCCAAAAGAGAGGUGAAGCAAGGAGGUAUACUGUGAAGAUCUCAUGAGUGGGAAGGAAAUUCUUUUACUUCCUCUGUCUCUUCUUGGACAAAGUCAAUAUCAAGACAACACAGACUGCAGAUAGAUCAUGCUGGCCAAUCAUUUGUUAGAAAAAGUCAGACAGGAAGCUAUAUCAUCGGACACUACUUGUGAAACAAAACCAAAUUUUCAAGUAAAAAUGCCAACAUGAUACAAUCUUGGAGCAAUCAGCAAAAACAGGGUAUGUGCAAGAAAUCUUGAUAGUUAAUUUUGCUAGAUAAGAUGGAAGGCCUCAUAAGCUAUUAGCUGGGCCUCUGUCAAAGUGCACUGUAUUGUCAGUUACUUUUAGGAUGGGUGCAGCAGGUAAACAUGCCAGUCCUCAACCAUCUUGUUUAUUUCUUCAGAUAGUGUGGAUUAGCUAUGUUAAAGAAAAGGGAUGCGCUGGUACUUGACCUAUGUGAAGGUGUCUGAUUGUAAAUCAGUGUUGUGAUUGUCUGUACAUGUCUAGCAAUGUAAAUAAUAAUGCAUUUUUGCAAGCUGCUAUUUUUCUUCCUUACUAUAUUUAUGAAUUUAACCUGUGAACCACACAGCUGUGAUCCCAGUUUCAUAGUUACCAUUUGAAAUACCAUGAAUUUUAACAUGAUAAUUCAUGAAAUAAAUCUGCUCACACCUGUAAAUCAUAUAUAGCUUUUUUUUUUUUAGUAUAGCUCAAGAUAACAUCACCAUAACACUGAUGCUUAUCUUGAUAGGAAGAUUGACUUACAUAGGUUUCAGAUAACUAUGUCCCAGAAGGACUCAGGCAAUUUAUAAUGGGAUGUGGAGUUUUUUACCUCUAGGUCACUGGGUCAGAUUGGUAAUGGCUGAAAGUUGUUACUUUCUGAUUGAUGUUCAGUGGCCUAUAUGAAAUGAGUUCUUGGUCUUAGCACACUCUGUGUUAUGCAUGUACCUGCCUCUCAAAAUCUACCAUCCCACUAGAUGGCCUUGACAGCCAUUUAGAAAUGCAAUUACCAUCUUGUGUCUAGGGCUUGUUCUUCCCAAUCAGGAAGGGGACACAUUGGGGAUGUGGUUGUAGAGUGCUCUGACUCUGCAGUAACCAGAGCUGUAAACCUGGAACUCCCGGGGGUUUUUCAGCAGGACUUCCCCCUCCCCCAUAGGGGUCCCCAUCCCCUCAAUGUGUCUUUUGUGGCUCAACACAAAUUGUGUGUAUUUCAGUGUGUCGUUACACAGGUUGCUGUCCUAUGAUUUUCCUACUAAGGCUGUCUUAAUGAAGGGAUUAUAACUUUCAGAAGGUCAGCUCAUUUAAUUCAUAGCGUUAUCCAAUUCAAAUGAUCAGCACGACAUUUAAUUUUUUAUAUAUUCACAAGCUGUUGUGGUUUUUUAGCUUUUUUUGACACUUAAUUUCUCUUUUUGUUCAUGAUGACUUGGCUGUUUCUCCCAUUGCAAUUUGAUUUGGGAAAGGACAAGAAUGUUUUUUAAGAGCCCGUUCCUCUAGCAUUUCAAUUAGAUAUCAGAUUGGCUCUGAAGAAGUAAAACAUUUGAUCUUUGCUUCAAUGGACAAGUGAUGUAAAUCUGACUAUAGACAGUCACUUCCUAAUCUUGGCCACUGAUAUGAAAACUACUGGACACUCCUCGGUCAAAAUGGCAGUCCUUUUCCUUGGGCCUUCAUAAACUGAAUUUAUCUGAAACCUUAACAAUGCAUUACUUGAAUUGCAUGGCUUUACUUAAAUCAGACUGAAAUGUUAUUAAAAUGUAUGCUUAUUCUCAUCAGUUUUGGAAAAUAAAACAUAUCU
Terrapene triunguis (Three-toed box turtle) is the source of this 5693-nucleotide messenger RNA. It is a transcript of the gene TRDN, whose product is annotated as triadin. Gene Ontology annotation, molecular function: signaling receptor binding. Gene Ontology annotation, cellular component: membrane; sarcoplasmic reticulum. The transcript has 49 exons. The record is from RefSeq and is a predicted model, not a curated record. NCBI's taxonomy places the organism in Eukaryota, Metazoa, Chordata, Testudines, Emydidae. Bases 428 to 3154 code for a protein of 908 amino acids.